CAACACAGACGUCCGACGUUGUAAAUAAGGCAGUACUCAUUCAGCCUGCAACCGAAAGACCAUCUUAUUAAAGAAUGUCAGGAAUUGAAGAAACUUCACAUGUAUCAUCAGAAUUUCAGGAUGAGAGGAGGAGCGAGGAAGGGGUCGAAGAGGAGCCCGAGAUUGACUAUGAAAACCCGUUCUGUUAUGUGUUUUACAGAGACAGGAAAGAAUGGGCUGAUUUAGAACCUGUUCCGCAAGAUGAUGGUCCCAAUCCUGUAGUGAAGAUUGCCUACUCUGACAAGUUCACAGAUGUGUAUGACUAUUUCCGAGCGUUAUUGAAGAAUGAUGAAAAAAGCGACAGGGCAUUUGCACUGACGGCUGAAGCCAUUGAACUGAAUGCUGCAAAUUACACUGUAUGGCACUACCGGCGAGUGUUACUUCAGGCCCUGGAGAAGGACCUGAGAGAGGAGAUGAGGUACAUUACAGCCAUCAUCGAGGACCAGCCCAAAAACUACCAAGUCUGGCACCAUAGACGUAUGGUGGUGGAGUGGCUGAACGACCCCUCGGAAGAACUGGAGUUCAUUUCAGAGAUCCUAAGUCAGGACGCUAAGAACUACCACGCCUGGCAGCACAGACAGUGGGUCCUCAAGGAGUACAAGCUGUGGGACAGUGAGCUGGAGUAUGUGGAGCAGUUGUUGGAGGACGAUGUGAGGAACAACUCGGCGUGGAACCAGAGGCACUACGUCAUCUCCCACACCACAGGCUACUCAGACCCAGCCAUACUCAACAGAGAAGUACAGUACAGUCUCAAACAGAUCAAGAAGGCUCCCCACAAUGAAAGUGUGUGGAACUAUUUGAAAGGGAUUCUGCAGGACCGGGGCUUGUCAUCCCACCCGGGUCUCCUGGAGCAGAUCCUGGAGCUCAAGGAGACCCACUGCUCGCCCUACUUACUGGGCUUCCUGGUGGACAUCUACGAGGACUCCCUGGAGAACACCUCAGGAGAUCAGGGCGAGGUCCUUAGCAAGGCCCUGGAGCUCUGUGAGCUCCUGGCCCAGGAGAAGGACACCAUCCGGAGGGAGUACUGGAGCUACGUGGGCCGCUCCCUGCAGACAAAAUACUGCUCCAGUGACCCCUCUACCACCAGCAGCGCCCCAGGAACUGACCGAGGAUCAGCCUCAGCCUCCGUUCACCAGGAGACCACCUGCAGUAGCUAAGAGAAGAAGACAUAGAACCCAAUGGGAGUCGAGGGAGCAACUGCUUUUAUUCAGCCUGAGUUUGUUUGGCAAUAGCGCAGCAUUACCACAUUGGUAAAAUACAAAGAGAAGUAACUAAAUAGACUUGUAGCUUACUGUGAAAGAGGUAGCUCACUGCAGAUAAGUAUUAUGACUUAGGGUUGGAGCUUCCCCGGAUUUCCAGAUAUGAAUGCCUGCUGCCAUUGUCAUGUAUUAAAGUUUAAAGCCAUAGGUGAGCUAGUUUGGAUGUUGAUGACUUGAGUGUGUGGUAACCAAGAGUCUUAUUACUGUGAAUGUUGGCUUUCAGAUCAUACUGUAUCUAGAGAAAUUAUGCUUCUUUUGGAUUUCUUCUGCUGUGCAGUACAGUAACACUGUAGCUAAGAAGACGUUGCUUCUUGCCUAAAAGCCCUUAACAAAUCUCUGUGUAGAUAUAUAUUGCUGUCGUUGCCAAAACACUGUAUAACCAAACUCGGCAUUGCUGUAGGCUACAGAAUAUUUUGUAUGCUAUAACUAAUUAUAUGGUUAUUCUAAACUGGAA
This is a messenger RNA of Coregonus clupeaformis (lake whitefish), 1752 nucleotides long. RefSeq names its product protein farnesyltransferase/geranylgeranyltransferase type-1 subunit alpha-like. Bases 75 to 1196 code for a protein of 373 amino acids. NCBI's taxonomy places the organism in Eukaryota, Metazoa, Chordata, Actinopteri, Salmoniformes, Salmonidae. Gene Ontology annotation, cellular component: CAAX-protein geranylgeranyltransferase complex; cytoplasm; protein farnesyltransferase complex. Gene Ontology annotation, biological process: protein geranylgeranylation; protein farnesylation. The transcript is spliced from 9 exons. The record is from RefSeq and is a predicted model, not a curated record. Gene Ontology annotation, molecular function: CAAX-protein geranylgeranyltransferase activity; protein farnesyltransferase activity.